AUUCACACUUGUUCCAUGCAGUUUGUUUCAGAUUCAGUUCUAAUUCAAAACCAAAAUGUCAAACAUGGUUUUGGGAUUUGUUGAAAAUAAUCUGGUUAUGGUUUAAAGAGUCUACAUGUUGUAGUUUGGAGCAGUUAGAUAAAAAUCAACCUUUAUUCACGUUUCACAAAUCAGAAAAAGGUUUCACAAAUCCCAAACAUGGUUAUAAAUAUUCUGCUACUAAAGCAGGAUAAUCCAGUCCAGGUUGGAAGAGUUUAGGUGUUGCAGUUUUUAAACUAGAGUCGAUUAAAGAUGCGGAAGGCAGUGGAAAAUUAGGUGGAAUCGCCCUUUAGCCAUGUCCGAAUCGGAAACCAACUUCAGCUUCUUAUUUCAGCCUGAAAGAGGAAAUUCAGACCCAGUAGAACCAGCAACGGGUUUAUUAUUGGAACAUUAUCGGGGUUUGAACGUUAUUUGGUACAUUUAUCUACAGAAACCACCACCAGGUGCUACUAGCGCGAAACUUGAAUCUCCUGAGUUUAAUGCCGUUUCCACGCGGUGAGCUCCGCACAGCGCGCAUGCGCACACAGCAGUCGGUUUCCCGUUAUUGUGCCGACGGAGCGCUAGUUUUAGUUCUUUAGUCUGUUUAAGAGUUUAACUCACCGCUAAAGAAGAUCGCAGCCGAAACGUCUCUGAAAUCUUGACCCGGAUGUAGAAACAGCUUCCGGGUCAGAACUACUUCUUCCGGUGUGUCUGUCUGUGGAAGCAGCUCGUCUGUCAGAUUGACCAGGUGACGGCAACGCGCGGAGUCUGCAGGGGCCGACUGGAGCGAAGAUGCUGCGAAGGAAACCGACCCGAUUGGAGCUGAAGAUCGACGACACCGAGGAAUUCGAGAGCGUUAAAAAGGAGCUGGAGGCCAGGAAACGACAGCGAGAGGAGGCGGGGCCAGGAGCUGGAGUGGGCGGGGCUUCUGUCAUUGGCGUUGAUAUGAUUGGGGGCGGAGCCUCUGCGUCCUCCACAGCUGCUUCGAGGGCGGAGCUUAUCAACGAGCGAAUCGGCUACAAGCCGCACCCCAAGCCGGCGACGCUGCCGACCUUAUUUGGAAGUUUACAGUUUUAAUAAAGUUUGGACAGUUUGAA
Poecilia reticulata (guppy) is the source of this 1115-nucleotide messenger RNA. RefSeq names its product cell division cycle 26 homolog (gene cdc26). NCBI's taxonomy places the organism in Eukaryota, Metazoa, Chordata, Actinopteri, Cyprinodontiformes, Poeciliidae. The record is from RefSeq and is a predicted model, not a curated record. Gene Ontology annotation, biological process: regulation of mitotic cell cycle; anaphase-promoting complex-dependent catabolic process; protein K11-linked ubiquitination. Gene Ontology annotation, cellular component: anaphase-promoting complex.